Messenger RNA from Stegostoma tigrinum, 11602 nucleotides. It is a transcript of the gene atrx, whose product is annotated as ATRX chromatin remodeler. Bases 234 to 7283 code for a protein of 2349 amino acids. Gene Ontology annotation, molecular function: ATP hydrolysis activity; ATP-dependent chromatin remodeler activity; ATP binding. The transcript has 35 exons. The record is from RefSeq and is a predicted model, not a curated record. Gene Ontology annotation, cellular component: nucleus. Lineage: Eukaryota; Metazoa; Chordata; Chondrichthyes; Orectolobiformes; Stegostomatidae.
GUGAAGGGUUGUGCGUCGGUGAAGCGAACUGAGAGAGAGAGUGCGCGCCAUGGCGCUGUAUUGUCUGUUCGGGGUGUAGGUAGACAAACAGCUAGGGGAGGGGACGAGAGAGAGAGAGACGCAGGCCGGAGGCCUUGAGGAGUGACGCGGCGGGAGGGGGGAAGAAACGAGGGACAGCCACCGCCGCCGAUGAGAGGAGCAAAGCCGCACCUUCCACAGGAGCCGCGGGAGAGAUGACAGCAGAGCCGCGCAGUGAAAGCAAGCUGAAUACAUUAGUGCAGAAGCUUCAUGAAUAUUUGGCUCAAUCAACAGAACAAGGUGAAGAAACUGUAUCCUCUCCAAAGCUGUGUCUAAAUCAGUUUUCAGGUAAAGGGAACAUAACUGUAAUUUCCGCUUCAUCACAUAUGGAGGAUAAAGAGGCCUCCAGUCAAAAAUCGAAGUCUUCGGGAGCAUCCCGUUCAAGAAGGAAGCCCUCUGUUGUGACAAAACACGUUGUUUCAGAUGAUGAAACUUCAAAUGAGAAUACUUCCGAUUGUGAAAAAUUGACUUCAAAAACUGAGGAUACAGAUGACUUGGAUGUGAAUAGUCUGCCUAAAGGCACAAUAGUUGUACAGCCUGAACCAGCAUGGAAUGAAGACAAAGAUAACUUUCGAGGCCCUGAAUUUAGAAGCAGAAAUCCUAAAAACAAAAUGGAAACAGUGAAGAAGCGUGGAGAUGAGAAUCUACAUGGAAUAGUCAGCUGUACUGCUUGUGGACAGCAAGUAAACCAUUUUCACAAAGAUUCAGUCCAGCGGCAUCCGGCAUUGAAAGUUCUCAUUUGUAGGAGUUGUCAUAAGUACUAUAUGAGUGAUGAUAUUAGCCGAGAUGCAGAUGGUAUGGAUGAACAAUGCAGGUGGUGUGCUGAAGGUGGAAAUCUGAUUUGUUGUGAUUUUUGUCACAAUGCAUUUUGCAAAAGCUGCAUCUUGCGAAACCUGGGUAGGAAGGAACUAUCCAAUAUUAUGGAUGAAAACAAAAAGUGGUACUGCUAUGUAUGUAACCCAGAGCCUUUACUGGAUUUGGUGACAGCGUGUGACAGUGUAUUUGAGUGUCUCGAUCAGCUGUGGCAACAAAACAGAAAGAGGAGAGACUUUGAUAAAUUUAAAUUGGACAGUGAUAAAUGCAAAUCUCCUGGUCCUCAUGAUAGUGACAAGUCUAUGGAUCAUGACUACAAAAAUGCUCAGAGAGUUUCUAGUAAAGAUUGUAAUGGACAAGAAAAAGACGAAGAUACAUUAACAGCCCUUUCUCCAGGUUCUGGAAGUAUUUUAUAUUCUUAUAAGGCACUGAAAGUGCCAAAAGAAAUUCUGAAGAAGGCUCGCAAGCUAAUAGAUACGACAGCCAAUUUGAAUAUUAGUUUUGUUAAUUUUUUAAAACAGAAGGACUUGAAUGAAUCUGAGUCUAACGUAAGCAUGAGACAGUUGAAAGCUUUUAAAUCUGUGCUUGGAGAUCUAAAAAAAGUUCAUCUGGCAUUGGAAGAAGUUGUAGAUAGAGAGAUUCAGGAUUUGGAAAGAAAUAAGAAACAUGCUGGAUCAUUACAGGAUUGUGUUAAGAAAUUUGAGGUGUUGGAUUCUACUAACAAUAAAAACUAUUUAUUACCUGAUCGGACAAUUGCAGAAAACUCUGUUUCACCCGAAGAUGAAUCUGAUCAGAUGGAAGUGUCAGUAGUGUCAAGUGAACCAGGCAAGAUUACUGAAGAACAACAAAUGUCAGUAGAACAAAUCAGUCCACUAGUACUGGAUUCAAAAAUGCCUAGGAUUGAAACUGAUUGUAUAUCAAAUGAAGAUCUGUUGGUUAAAAAUGAAGUUGUUGCUAAUACUGAAAACCCGGGUCUUGUACUGGAAUCCGAGAUGGCUGAAGCAACAUUACUUAACAGUUUAGAUGAAGCUUUAGAUAUGGGUUCUGUUACUUCAUUGACUGAAGGUUUGUUUGGGGCAACUGUCGCACUGCUACCAGAUCUGGAUACAAUGGAUAAUUCUGCUAGUAACAGCACACUGUUAGAUACUACAUCAACUAAAGCACCUGCUGAAAACCAGAAUUCUGAAAAAUCCUCAGAGCUGGACUCUGAUUCCAGUGUUAAAUCUUCAGCUAAGUGUAAAUCUUUAAGUAAGCUGACCCUGGCUUCACUUAAGAGAUCUAAAAAAGCUGCAAAAGAUACAGGCAAGAGAAAACUGUUUAAGGAUAGACAGGAUACUGCAGCAAUAGAUGAUGCUGAAGGUGUUGCUGAAAUGGAGGAUAAUGGGAGGGACACUGAGACAGAGGAUAAUGAAGUUGCUGAGGCGGUGUCUAAUGGGAGUGAUGCUGCUGUGGUAAUGGACAGUAGCAAUGGCAACAAAGGGCAUGUGGUGGAGAGUGAUGCAGGCAGUGCUGGCGGCAAUGAUGGAAAUGAAACUGGUGAUGACACUGGGUACGGAGUUGAUAGCCAUGAUGAUGUAGAAGGUGGAGAAAGAAUCAGUGCUGCAGAAGAUUCCGUUAAAGGCAAAAUAAUCAAGAAAAAGAACCAAAAGGCCAAUUUAAAAAUUUCAAAAAAGAGGAAGAAGAAAUCAGAUGAAGUAAUUGAAGAUGAUCUUGAAAAUGAUCCUGUAAAUGAUGCUUCAGUUCUAUCAGAGGAUGCUGAUACCAGGCGAUCACCUCGCAUAAAAACUACACCUCUGAGGCGUCCUGGUGGGGCUGGAAUUGUGAACUCCAGAUCUGAAGAUGAUACUGAUAGUACUGGUGGUAAAAAGCGUAGAAGAUUGAAAAGGGAACCUAAAGGUAAAGACAAAGUUGAUUCUUCGGUGAAAGUAAAGACUGGCCCAUCAAAAACAGUCAGCAAAAGUCUCAAGUGUGGGAUGCAGGAAUCUGAUCCUGAUAAGUCAGAUACACCACAUCAAGCUAGUGUGCAAACUACCUCUGACUCAGAUGAAAUUCCUGAGGUAUUGAAAAAGGCAGCAGUGAAAUGUGAGAGCUCAUCAGAUGUGGAUAACAAAGAUAGUGAUUCAUCCCAAAGAAUUAUUAAAAGGACGAAUCUGUUUGGUUUGAGAAAACGAAUGCCACAGUCUAGUAGCCUUAAACGUAAAAGGAAGUGCUCGUCUUCGAGUUCAGAUUUUGGUGGAAAAGAGAGAAAAAGAACCAGUAAAAGGAUUAGUGUUGCUAACAAAAAAAGACAGCAUCGUUCAGACUCUUCGAACUAUGAUUCUGACCUAGAAAAAGAGAUAAAGAACUUGAGUAAAAUCAGUGCUGCUAAAAAAUCAUCUUCAAAGAAAACAAAAAGACAGAUAACGAAGGAAGAUGGGGAUGAUUCAUCCAAAGAUGAGAGAGUUUCCACAAAUUCUGCUCCAGAAAAAGCGAGAUUAAAACGAAAGAAACGAGCUGUGGGGAGAAAGCAAAGCUCCUCCUCAUCGUCAGAUGAAGAUGAAGAAACUGAACAAGGGGACAAGCAGGACAUCCCUGGAGAAGGUAGCAGUGAUGAACAAAAGAUACAGCCUAUCAUGGAAAAUGUUGUUCUUGCUGCGGGAUCAGGAUUUUGCCAGUCAUCAGGUGAUGAAGCAGAGGGAAAUUCUAAAAAUGUUCCCCCAUGUGCCAGUGAUGACUAUGAUGAUGACCCUGAGAAUAGAAUCGCUAAGAAAAUGCUGCUAGCUGAAAUAAAUGCAAAUUUGUCAUCUAAUGAUGAUAAGUCUUCGGAAGAGGAAUCUGAGGAAGAAAAGAAGAAAUCCGACCCAAAAAGUGCAGCAGAAGAAGAUGAAGAUGAUGAGGAAGAGGAUGCUGAAGCGGAUUCUGAUUCAGAUUCUGACUUUGAAAUGACAAAGAAACCACGCUACAGGCAUCGACUUCUGAGACAUAAGCUCACAAUGAGUGAUGGUGAAUCUGGUGAUGACAAGAAGGGAUCCAAAGCCAAAGAUCAAACAAAAGAAGGCACACGAAAGAACAGGAGGAAAGCAAGUAGUAAUGAAAAUACUACUGAGCAGGAGAGUGAUUCUGAUUUUCAGGAGUCUGGAUCAAGUGAGGAAGAUGAAAGUGAUUCUGAUGAUAAACGGAAGCGCCCAAGAACGAGAGCAUCUAAAAAAGAGGCUGAGGAAAAUCAACGUAGCUACCUUCAGAAAAAGAAAAGAAGGCGCAUUAAAGUUCAAGAAAACUCAUCAAGUGAAAAGCAAAGUAACUCUGAAGAUGAGGGUAACGAUGAUAGCAAUGACAAUGAUUCCAAAUCCCCGGGGAAAGGUCGGAAGAAGAUUAGAAAAAUUUUGAAAGAUGGAAAUUUACGUACAGAAACUCAAAAUGCCUUGAAAGAAGAGGAAGAUAGAAGAAAACGCAUUGCAGAUCGCGAAAAAGAGAGAGAAAAGUUGCGAGAGCAGGUUGUGUCUGAAGAUAUGUCCCCAAUGCAGUGUCCAAUAACCACUAAAUUAGUCCUUGAUGAAGACAAGGAGACAAAUGAAUCUAUUGUCCAGGUCCAUAGAAAUUUGGUAAGGAAACUGAAGCCUCAUCAAGUUGAUGGUGUGCAAUUCAUGUGGGAUUGUUGCUGUGAAUCGGUGAGCAAAGCCUUAAAGGAGAAUGGGUCUGGGUGCAUUUUGGCACACUGUAUGGGACUUGGAAAGACAUUACAGGUGGUGACCUUCUUGCACACCAUGUUGUUGGCCGAGAAGCUGAACUUCAGUACUGCCUUGAUUGUUUGUCCACUUAACACAGUUCUUAAUUGGAUUAAUGAAUUUGCCAAAUGGCAGGAAGGACUGGAUGAUGAUGAAUGUUUAGAGGUAAAUGAACUGGCAACAGUAAAACGUCCUCAGGAGCGGGCCUAUAUGCUUGAAAGAUGGAUGGAAGAUGGUGGUGUCAUGAUUCUAGGUUAUGAAAUGUACCGUAAUCUUGCUCAAGGCAGGAAUGUGAAAAGCAAGAAAUUGAAGGAAAUAUUCCACAGGACUUUAGUAAAUCCAGGUCCUGACUUUGUUGUAUGUGAUGAAGGUCAUGUACUUAAAAAUGAAGCUUCCGCUAUAUCAAAGGCAAUGAAUUCCAUUAAAACCAAACGGAGGAUUAUUCUUACUGGGACGCCGUUACAAAAUAAUCUAGUAGAAUAUCACUGUAUGGUGAAUUUCAUUAAAGAGAACCUUCUUGGUUCAAUAAAGGAAUUCCGAAACCGAUUCAUGAAUCCCAUUCAAAAUGGCCAGUGUGCUGAUUCCACGUUAGUGGAUGUGAGAGUAAUGAAGAAACGUGCUCAUAUCUUGUAUGAAAUGCUAGCAGGCUGUGUGCAGCGAAAGGAUUACACUGCGCUUACCAAAUUCUUGCCUCCAAAAUAUGAGUAUGUUCUUUCUGUGAGAAUGAUGCCAAUUCAGUGCAAACUUUACCAGUACUACCUUGACCAUUUUACAGGUGUGGGGACUAAUAAUGAAAGUGGAAGGGGGAAGACGGGCACAAGACUCUUCCAAGAUUUUCAGAUGCUGAGCAGGAUAUGGACUCAUCCUUGGUGCCUGCAGUUGGACUACAUCAGCAAAGAAAACAAGGGAUACUUUGAUGAGGACAGUAUGGAUGAAUUCAUUGCAUCAGACUCAGAUGAAACUUCAAUGAGCCUUUCCUCUGAAGAUGAGAAAAGUAAAAAGAGAAAAAAGCAUGGAAAGAAAGAUGAAAGCACCUCAAAGGAGAGUGGCAGUGACAAUGAUGUGGAAGUGAUCAAAGUUUGGAAUUCAAGGUCACGUGGUGGAGGAGAAGCAAGCACAGAAGAGAAACCUGCAGACUCCAGUGCUGCAAAAGCAGAUGAUGCAAAACCCUCAACUGGUUCCAAUCCAGGUAGUCCAGCUGCGGAUUGGUACAAAGAGUUCAUCACGGAUGCUGAUGCAGAAGUAUUGCAGCAUUCUGGGAAAAUGGCCCUUUUGUUUGAAAUUCUGUAUAUGUCUGAAGCAAUUGGAGAAAAAGUACUUGUAUUCAGCCAGUCCCUUAUAUCAUUGGAUUUAAUUGAAGACUUUCUGGAGAUAGCAAACAGAGAGAAAUCAGAGAUUUAUAAAGGUAAUGGGAAAUGGUACAGGAAUGUAGAUUACUAUCGAAUGGAUGGUUCUACAAGUGCACAAACAAGAAAAAAAUGGGCUGAAGAAUUCAAUGAUGAGAGUAACAUCAGGGGCCGUCUGUUCAUUAUUUCCACCAAAGCAGGAUCACUGGGGAUUAACCUGGUGGCUGCCAACCGUGUUAUCAUUUUUGAUGCCUCUUGGAAUCCUUCCUAUGAUAUCCAGAGCAUCUUUCGUGUUUACCGUUUUGGACAGAUAAAGCCAGUCUUUGUCUACAGGUUCUUGGCUCAGGGAACCAUGGAGGAAAAGAUUUAUGAUCGUCAAGUAACAAAGCAGUCACUAUCAUACCGUGUGGUUGACCAACAACAAAUUGAGCGACACUUUACGAUGAAUGAAUUAACCGAGCUCUACACUUUUGAACCAGAUCAGCUGGAUGAUCCAAAUUCUGAGAAGAAGAAGAAGAGAGAUACUCCUCUGCUGCCAAAGGAUCACAUUUUAGCAGAGAUACUUCAAAACCAGAAAGAUUUCAUUGUGGGCUACCACGAACAUGACUCUCUCCUAGACCACAAGGAGGAGGAAGAGCUAAGUGAGGAGGACAGAAAAGCAGCAUGGGCUGAGUAUGAAGCGGAAAAGAAAGGUCUCUCCUUGCGGACUAAUGUCGCAACUGGGAUUAAUUUCCCUGCUGUCAAUUUCGGCUUGCAGGCUGCACAUUUUCCUUUCAACAUAGCAACUUUGUCCACAAUGAGUAAUCAACAGCUGGAGGAUCUUAUCAAUCAAGGCAGGGAAAAGGUUGUUGAAGCCAGUACCAAUAUAGCAGGAGUGAGAGCAGAGGCUCUUGAAGACCUAAUUGCGCAAGUGUGGAAAGAAAAUCCUAACUUGACUGAGGAGCAAGUUCAAGCAGUGUCACUGAGCAAACAAGCCAGCCAAGAACUCGAAAUAAAACGCAGAGAAGUCAUGUACAAUGAUGUCCUUUCAAAGCAGCAGAUGCUGAUAAGGUCUGUACAACAAAUAUUAAUGAGCCGAAGGCAGCAACAGUUCAACCAUAUGGCAGUACAACAGCAAUAUCCAAUGAACCCACUUUUAAACCAAUAUAUGUCUUCAAGAAAUCCUGGUUCGUUGCUGACUUAUCCACACAUCGGUUUAAGAGGAUUGCCUAUGUAUCCACAAACUCCACCUGGUAUGCGACCUCCUCCUUUGCAACGGGCACCACCUGCACCUAUGCAGAUGAAGGGACAGUCUCCUGGCCCCCCACAACUGAAACAAGGAAUAAAAAAUUCAAAGAAGUAGCCACUGCUUAAGAGAUUAUAAAAAUGUAAUGUUGUGCCUUUGCUAUGGUAGCAAGCACAUUGCUGAACUGAAGGAAAGCUUCAAGUGACCAAUUUAUAACUGUAGAUUGCCGUUGGGACGCUAUUUAAGUGCGUAGAAUUGUGCUGAGAUCAUCAGAGGUAAUAUUGUCAUAGGAGAUUCCACAGAAUCUUUAAACAUUGUAUAUAGCCUUAAUAAAUAUGUGACUGCUCGGGAGAGAACAAGUUUUCCAUUUUUUUUGUUCUGCCAAUUAUUUUGUUUAAUUCUGAUGUAUGUGAAAAUUUUAAAAAGUUUUUUGAGGAGAUGAGAAGUUGAGAAUCCAGGACUCGUCGACCAAUGAAAUAUAAUUUAACAAAUGUAAUCUUUGCCACAUUACUUCAUGAGCUUCAGAAAUAAGACCAGUUGAUAAAGGAACAAAUUAUGUUGCUCCUUCAGUGUGUUUUUAUUUUGCUAAUAACACAUAUGUCUCAAUCUAACAUAUGAGCACUUCUCCACAAUCUUUGGUAGCUUAAUUCCUCCAUCUGUUGAACCAAAAGAGAAUGAUUUUCAGAACUGCUGACAUUUAAAGGGUAGACUUAGAUGAUAUCAUUCAAUGCUGACAGGAGGACUUAUUUGAUGUUAUCCAUUUACAAGGGUCAGUUUUGUAUAUGUGCUGAUUUAUACCUUCGGUCUUAAUAAAAGCAAUUAGGUUCAUCUUUGGCGGCGCCUCUGUGCAAUGCAUUGAUGUACAGACAAUGUUUCUUCCUCUCAACCUCUGUAGUACCGUUCAAAAAGUUUUUCAUAAUUUAAGCCCAUUUUGUUGCCAGUCAGCCUAAUUCAGUGGACUGAAUUUUUCUUUUCAAUGUGCUCGACAUGAGUUGGAUGCGAAGAAGCUCUUUGUUGUCAAUUUCAUCCAUUUUAGAUAUAUAUCCAAUGAUGAUCUGUCAUGAGAGUGCUAUUUACGUUCCCUAGAUGUUGACUUGAUUUAAUCCAUGUCCUGUGAAUUUCUUUACUUUCCUGGAAUUGGACGUUCCAAUCCCACAUGUACAGAACUAGGAAUUUCUGUUUUUCAUCUAGUCCUUGUGUAUUUGUGCUCAGAAACUACUGUUUCAAGGAUCUGUUCCAAAUGGAUAGAAUCUGUUACUUGGGACAAUAUAAAGAUGUCACACCAGAUACAUCAUGAUCCUUGAACUAGUCAUGUCCUUGUCACAAAACUAUUUUUGUGGCUUCUAUAGUCAGAGUAAACUCAGUGAAAGCAAAUAUUGCUAACCCUAUCAUCUUUGGUCUAAUGUUACUGUGGCUGUCAAUCCUGGAGCAGCUGCAUUUUUAUUCCACCAGGGGUGAAUGAUCGCAUAAUUGUGUAUUUUCUCCCCUAGAAUUAUAUCGUGGUUUCAUUUGCACCAGUGAUUUGUUCUGCCACCUCAGGUAUUGAGCCAUGUAACCAAAUGAUCCUUUGGGAUUAAUAUCACAUUUAUUGGUAACUGACGUUGCUCCCUGACAGUUUGGGAAACCAGCAUGCAACUCUUCAGCUUUCUUCGAAAUUCAACUUCUUAGCUUCUUUAAUAUAAAUUCAAAUAAUCUGUUCUAGAAACUGAUGGUUCGUCAGCUUUACAUGAUAUGAGCUAAUGUCUAGGCUGUUCUUGGAUUAUUUUCUUUUGAAGAACUUGUACAGUUUAAUUGUAUGGAAAAAAAAUUACUGUUUGGUCAUCACCAAACCAGUCAGAAGUAAGUUACAAUACAAGAAUGCAUAGAACCAGCUUUAAUCUGUAAACCUAGACAACGUCCAUCUGCUUAGGCAUUUAAAACAAGUAGGUAUUUAAUGUGUUCUACAUUAUUGGCCAUGUGGAUUGAAAAUUGAUUAGGUGAAGUUGACCAAAUCUUCUACUUUAACCAGGCCCAUCCUUGAAGCCACUUUUUGGAUUAUCUGCAGAGUUGCACUGCCUGGCAACUAGUUUAAUGAAAAAUUAGUUUUCAAUCAAGAAAGUCCUGAAAUUCAUAGAGUAUCCUAAAGGUACUGUUAAGACUGCAAGGGCAUCCAUUUUGGGUACCACUGAUCAAGUUCUUUUGUAUGUUAUGAUUUUCAUCGUAUGGAAGGUCAUUGCAUUAUAUAUCUGACAAUCUGCUCUUUUUGAAUGGAAGCAUUUCCAUAUAACAGAAUCUUGCAUAAUUAAUUCUACCCUUGGGAAUUGCUGCUUGUAGAAUUUAGUAUUUUGUUUUCUAGUUUUGGCCCCCAAAAAUUACCAGCUUGCAGUAAAUUCCUAGUUGUGUUACUUAAUUAACUUUGUUAAAAGUACUGUAUUCCUCCUUGGAACCUUAGCUUACUCCUGUGGUUUGUGGUGGAUACUUCUCAUCAAAGACUGAAGAAUCCUUGGAGGACAAAUUAUAUAAUUUUUGGAAGCCUGUUUGAUUGUUUCUGUUCAUAUUAUGUAUUAAUAUGACUAUUUAAUUCAUAGAUUUACAGUGUUAACCAUAUUUUGUGCUAAUCCACAUUUUAUUUUUCACCAAUACUGUCAGCCUGAUGUAAACCAAAAAUAAAGCUAUUCUGCACUCUAGGCCUCAACAUUUAUUUUUAAAUCUUUACAGUUUGUCUCUUUGAUAAUGGAUUGAUUUAUGAAAUAUAAAUGUUUUCUAGUCUCCCUGACUUGUAGGACUAUAUUAAAAUGCUCUUAAUUGGAACUUGCAGCAAAAUGUAACUGUAAUGUUCUGCAAAUGUUUCUAUUGGUUAAAGUUUUUUGAUUUUGUUUUAAUUGUGUAGAGAAUUUUUUCUUUUAAUUAGCCUGUUGGUCUAAUCGAAAGGUGAGACUUCUACUCAACUGCUCAUUUUUUAAAAACAAAAUCUUUUGCUCAACAUUUAUUUGCUUUCUGUGAUAAAAUUCUUUUCGAUUGACAAGCUUCCCAAUUUUCCUCAUUGUGAAAUCUUGCAAGUCGUUUUGCCCCACUGCUUUUCUAAGGUUGCACCAGAACAAUGAUUUGCUUUGUUGUCAUUUUGAGACUUAAUGUUAUUAUAAUGUUAAGAAUGAUCUAAAACAAAUUUCUGUCCAGAUGUUUAAAAGAUGCAUGUGUAUGUACGUUCUGUUGUGGCAGACACUACACUUGUUCAUCCAGUGGGAUGACAUCUUUUUGGUUGAUUUAUAUCACAGCACCUUAUCUUCAAAUUGGAAUCAAAUGUAUACAAUGGCUUGAACUUUUUAUAAGUACGCUUUAAAAUAUUUCCCAUUUUCAUCCUGCAAUUGGAUCUCACAAAAUUAAAAUAUAAUGUAAUAUUGGUAUACUGCACUUGUAGAGGCUUUUUGAUUUAAAAUUUUAAUCUAUUGCAGUGUGAUUUCAAUGUGUUUUAGAAGCCAGGAGAAGUAGUUUGAAUGUAUUUGGGAUAAAGGCGUGAUAAUGAUGCCAUUUGGCAACAGAGGGCAGCAGAUGGAAUUUUCAACUCCGAGGCUUUGGCAAUUUAUGGCCAUUAUUUCCCUUUGCUGUCCUUGACAUACUUCAUUUUAUCUUUUGGAAUUAUUUAUGACAAAUACAGUACUGUUCAAGAUCUCUUGCAAAAUUACCAGCAGAUGUUUUCACAGGAUAAAUCAGAAGUGUUUGCUGGUUUAUCAUUUAAAUACAAAUAAAAAGAUGAAGCCAUGGGUAGCACAAUAGUGGUAUAAGGCCAAUGCACAGAAUCAAAUUUUUGAGACGAGGUACACGACAAAAAUUAGACUUCUCAUAUGUUUCACUUUAAAUUUGGUUUUUUUUUUGUUUAUAUUCUAUCAGCACUGUAUUUCGUGCUGAAUUUGACCAGGAAAUAGUUUUGAAACUAUUAUGGUUGUGGUUGGGAAAAAGAUUAAAUCACUCAUUGUUCAUUUUUAUAAAGUUAGAUGUGAUUUACAUAGUUGCUGUUGCUUAACCGAUAAAUAUGUUGCAGCUUGUAUUAAGACUGAAAAUGGUAAAUAGCAUAUUUUCUAAUUCGUACUGUCCUUAAUUUUGGAUGUAAAGCAUUCUUUGCUUAGUAAUAUGUUUUUUGUAUCAAACGUACCCUAGUUGACUAGCAAAAGGAGAGCCCAAAAACCAUUAUUUGCUGUUGAAUUCUAACAGCUUUGAAGAUGUAACAGUCUUGCUUGCUUUCUAUAUAUUUUAGAAGUUGUUUCAACUGUAUUUAUUCACGACCGUAAAUACCGUAGAACUGAUACAAUUUCAUCCCAUAGGGAUCAUCGUGUGUAAAAUAAACUGGCAGUGUGUUUUAAUAGAAAUUGUAGUGGAUGAAUAAGUACGCACACUGUUGUGUUGUUACCUUUGCAAGUGGUAUCAAAACAUUUAAAUUUUAAUAUUUAAUAUUCAAUAAA